UAACGACGCUGUCAAGCAUAUCGGUCGUGUCAAUUACCAAUUGCUGGGGCCAUUGUCUCCUGUCUCCGGCAUUGCAAAUGUCGGAAAUCUAAUCCCCUUCACCUUCCCUUCCGCCCAACCCUCCUGACGCUUUAUCGGCGGUCCACGAUGCUCAGCACCAGAUGCCUCUCACGAACCACGUUACGGGUCCCUCAUGCCCCGCAUGUUCCACAAUUCUGUAGGCACGUAUCGAAUAAACCCCGCCCUCAGGCUCGGGCGGCCAUCCACCCGUACGCCCAGCGCCGACAGCAACAUUUCGUGCGCUCCGUCGUCGCCGUCACUGCGCUUUGGGCGACCGCUACUGCGUGGCAAUGGUACAAUGGGGGCCACUUCUUCCGGGAGGUGCAUGCCGAGGAGCUGCCCGAAGACCAGGAGCUGAACUUCGAGAAGCCGAGGCGGCGCCCUGUAGAUAUUGAGGACAAUAGAGCGAUCAUCAGUUCGCAGCACCUCCAAGUGAAGAAGAGCUGGGAGAAUCCGGGGGUGUACGCUUGGGGGUCGAAUUCAGGAAAGGUGGCCGCUCCGGAUUCGGAAGAGGUGUUCAUCAAGACCCCGCGGCGGAUACCUUUCUUCGAUGGGCGGCUUCUGCGGGAUAUCAAGCUGGACAGGAGCUUUGCCGCCGCAAUUGAUGAGAAGGGCGAUCUUUUGCAGUGGGGCACUGCCUUCUCCCCACACGCAACGGAACCAACGCCCACGCUCCGCGGCAAGAACUUAACAUCAGUAGCCAUAUCUCGCGACCGGAUCAUAGCGCUCUCUGCAUCUGGAAAUGUCUACUCAAUCCCUGUCUCUCAAAAGGACCAAGAGACCGGGCCGAAGCCCGCAUCAACUUCCUGGAUUCCUUUCUGGAAUUCUUCCAACAACGUCUCCUACCGCAUCUGCACGCCCUCGUCUCUAGGCUGGAAUGAGAGAGUAACAAACAUUGCGUCCGGUCUCGAGCAUGCCCUCCUCCUCACAUCCUCAGGCCGCGUCUUCUCCUUCGCCUCCGGAACUCAAGACUUUCCCUCAAAAGGCCAACUCGGCAUUCCUGGCCUAACAUGGGAGACCAGACCUCCCGGUGUCUUUGACCGUCCCCACGAAGUCACUACCUUGAAAGGCUUUCCCAUCUCCAAAAUCGCCACAGGAGACUACCACAGUCUUGUUAGCGAUUCCGGCGGCCGUGCUUUCGCUUUUGGAGACAAUUCCGCCGGCCAACUAGGGCUAGAUUUCAACCCGGAAUCCCUUUACGUCGACGCCCCCUCACUCCUUCCAACCCACCGCCUCUACUCCGGGACCGCGCAAACAGCCUCCGUAACCAAUGUCUUCGCCGGUGGCAGUACCUCCUUCCUAACCAUCGACGCCAUUAAAAACUCUACAACCUCAACCCUACCAACACGCGAUCUCGGCCGUAUAACAGCAGACACAUGGGCCUUCGGCUUCGGCCUCACGGGUCAACUCGGCAACGGCCGCUGGAUCCACAAUCAAUCCACACCGGUCAAAGUUCCCGCCUUCAGCGGUCUCUUCGAAUACGACGAAUCUCGCUCCAGAGUAAUCCCCAUCCGCCUUUCCUACCUCUCUGCCGGCGCCACCCACGCGGCGGCUGUCAUGGACAACGUUGCUUCCGUCUCCAUCCCGGUAUCCUCCACCUCCCCAUCCAAACGUCUAACCGCAAACGACACAAACUGGGGCCGCGACAUACUUUUCUGGGGCAACAACGAGUUCUACCAAAUCGGCACUGGGAAGCGGAACAAUGUGAGCACACCGACGUAUAUCCAGCCACUGGACCAGAAGGCGGAGGAGGAGCGGGCGGCAGGCGUGCUGGCGGGCUGGGGCAGGCAGAAGAGCGAGAGGGAAUUGCAUCGGUUUCAGAUUACGCCAAGGCAGAAGGUCCGGUUGGGGAAUGGGAGGGUGGUGGGUUUGGAACAGAGGGUCGAAUGUGGGAGGGGGGUUACGGCGGUUUAUUCUGCUGUAUAGAUCCAAGAUAGAAUGAAGGGAGUGUGGAUUUUCAUAUAAGCAACCUUUUAGUGUAAGAAUUUAGUGUGGGCAGGGCCCCGUGGAGUUUUAAGGAUGCAGUGGAGCUUGGAUGAGGCACUCUCCGUUCACUUCUUGUACAUUUUGGAAUGAGGAUUUGAAUAUGAAUGCACAUAUUUAAGAUAA
Messenger RNA from Lindgomyces ingoldianus, 2169 nucleotides. Its product is annotated as mitochondrial protein-like protein Fmp25. Gene Ontology annotation, biological process: mitochondrial respiratory chain complex III assembly. The coding region runs from base 148 to 1986 and encodes 612 amino acids. The record is from RefSeq and is a predicted model, not a curated record. The transcript has a single exon. Lineage: Eukaryota; Fungi; Ascomycota; Dothideomycetes; Pleosporales; Lindgomycetaceae. Gene Ontology annotation, cellular component: mitochondrial inner membrane.